UGAUCACAUGAUCGCGGGUGGACUGGCCGUGGCUGAACUGGGUGCGGGAACAGAAACGUGCACUUGGGUCGGCCUGUCACUCGCCUCCCCUUGUUGUGCUCUUCGUUCACCCCAAAAGCGCGGAUCUUCGCUCUGAGCCCGGGUCAAAACCCUUGCGUUUACAACAAACCGACAGGCUGCAGUUGAACAAUGGGACCCUCUCCGUAUCCCGCCAAUGCUAUGGAUCGUAUCCCAAAUAAAGCGAUUUUCGCCUGAGACGGAAACAUAACAGGAUUGUUUUUUUUGGGAGUGACUCACCUCCCCUUCCCCAGAGUUUGAUUCAAAAAAAAGAGUUCACAACCAAGAUGGCCGCCGAUCCCAUGCAGGCUCACAUGGUUUCGGACCAGCUGGGCCUGGGGCACAACCUUGACCUGUCUGAUACCAUGGUGCAGCAGAAGCUUGACGAAAUCAAGGAGCAGAUCAAGAGGGAGAUCCGCAAAGAGCUGAAGAUCAAAGAGGGGGUGGAGAACCUUAGAAAGGUCACCACGGAAAAAAAGAGACUGGCAUAUGUUGAUAAUAUGCUCAAGAAGUCCAACAAGAAGUUAGAGGAGCUUCAUCAAGAGCUGCAGGAACUCAACGCUCAUAUUGUGGUGAAGGAUCCAGAAGAUCUUCUCUUAGAGAGCCCUCUUAUGCUGGACAGCCCUAAAAGUGAGGCACGGACAUUCACUAUCAGCAGCAGACUAGCAGCCCUGAAAAAACAGAACGACAUUGAAUUAAAGGUGAAACAGGGGGCUGAGAACAUGAUCCAGAUGUAUUCAAAUGGCUCCUCAAAGGACAGAAAACUGCUUGAAACAGCACAGCAGAUGCUCCAGGACAGCAAAACCAAGAUCGAGUUCAUCCGCAUGCAGAUCCUCAAAGCCAGCCAAACCAGCGAGCUCAGCUUCGACGACAAUGAUGUCAUUGCCAAACCCAUCAUCAGUCCACUGGACCUGCGGGUGGAGGAACUUUGCCAUCACACACGGAUAGAGUACGCUGUGGCCGAGGGGGCCAAGAAUGUCAUGAAGCUGUUGGGCUCUGGUAAACUGGCUGAGAAAAGGGCUCACUCAGAGGCCCAAGCCAGAUUCAAUGAGUCCAGUCAGAAGCUGGAUCUGUUGAAGUAUUCACUGGAGCAGAGACUCAAUGAGCUUCCGAAGAACCACCCCAAGAGCAGUCUGAUCAUGGAGGAGUUAUCGCUCAUGUCCUCUCCGGCUCUCAGUCCCCGUCAGAGCUUCAUAUCCAUACAGAACCACAACAGCACUGUUAAAAACCAGUACAGCACCAAACCAGCUGCGCUCACAGGCAGGUUAGAGGUUCGUCUCAUGGGAUGUCAGGACCUGUUAGACAGCGUUCCUGGCCGGUCUAAAGCCACGUCGGUGCCGCUGCCCGGUUGGAGCCCCAGUGAAACGCGCUCCUCUUUCAUGAGCCGUGGGAGCCGCAGAGGAACCAGCGUUCGAAAUCUCUCCAAAAAUGAUGACUUGUCCAAUGAGAUUAGUGCCGUCCUGAAGCUUGACAACACUGUCGUUGGUCAGACCAGUUGGAAACCUGUCAGUAAUCAGUCAUGGGACCAGAAGUUUACAUUAGAGCUAGACCGGUCUCGUGAGCUGGAGAUCUCUGUGUAUUGGAGAGAUUGGCGGUCCCUUUGUGCGGUGAAAUUCCUACGACUGGAAGACUUCCUGGACAACCAGCGGCACGGAAUGUGCCUUUACCUCGAGCCAAAAGGGACUCUGUUUGCAGAGGUUACCUUUUUUAAUCCAGUCAUUGAGCGAAGAACCAAACUCCAAAGGCAGAAAAAGAUCUUCUCAAAGCAACAAGGGAAACCGUUCCUGCGGGCCCCUCAGAUGAGCAUUGGUACCUGGGGCCGGUUGGUAAGGAGGGCCAUUCCCUCUCCCAAUAACUCAUUUAGUCCUCAAGUGGCAGUGCUGGCAGCUGAGACGCUUCACAGCAGUCACCCAGGAACCCCUGCUCUGAGGAGUGACCCAAUAGUGACAAAACUGGACUUUGACAAAGAUGCCACACCAAAGCUUUUCUCAGAAGUCCUGCCCGAGGACAAGAUCCCCAACAAAGAGCAAAAACGGGGCACUUUGACCUCAUUUGACUACCGAAACGACAGGAAUAGCAUCAUUGUUCAGUCUGACCUUGAAGAAACACAGGAAAGUGAGACUCAGCCAUCAGCGUUACAGCUCAUAACGGUCCAAAAGCACACAGAAAUAAGGGACGAAGAGGAGGAAGAACAGUUUCAUUUCAGUCUUAAAGACUUUAAAUGUGUUGCAGUGUUAGGCCGUGGACAUUUUGGAAAGGUGUUAUUAGCGGAAUACAGUAUUACAGGUGAAAUGUUUGCCAUCAAGGCCCUUAAGAAGGGAGAUAUUGUUGCCCGUGAUGAGGUUGAAAGUUUGAUGUGUGAGAAGAGGAUAUUUGAGACUGUGAACAGCGUGCGGCACCCGUUCCUCGUCAAUCUUUUUGCAUGUUUCCAGACCAAGGAGCAUGUUUGUUUUGUGAUGGAGUACGCGGCGGGAGGAGACCUCAUGAUGCACAUUCAUGCCGAUGUGUUUUCAGAGCCCCGGGCGACGUUUUACGCAGCUUGUGUUGUCCUGGGGUUACAGUUUUUACACGAGCAUGAGAUUGUAUACAGAGAUCUGAAGUUGGAUAACUUACUGCUUGACACAGAGGGAUUCGUCAAGAUUGCUGAUUUCGGUCUUUGUAAAGAAGGAAUGGGUUACCAGGACAGGACGAGCACUUUCUGUGGCACUCCUGAGUUUCUGGCUCCUGAGGUGUUAACUGAAACGUCCUACACGCGUGCGGUGGACUGGUGGGGGCUCGGCGUGCUCAUCUUUGAGAUGCUUGUCGGGGAGUCUCCAUUUCCCGGUGAUGAUGAAGAAGAGGUUUUUGACAGCAUUGUAAACGAUGAAGUCCGCUACCCAAGAUUCCUCUCAACAGAGGCCAUCUCCAUCAUGAGAAGGUUAUUAAGAAGGAAUCCCGAGCGACGACUUGGAGCCGGUGAACGUGACGCAGAGGAUGUGAAGAAACAACUGUUCUUCAGAAAUAUUGACUGGGAUGGACUUUUAGCAAAGAAAGUGAAGCCACCAUUUGUACCCAUAAUCCAGAGCUCCAGUGACGUUAGUAAUUUUGAUGAUGAAUUUACCUCAGAGGCUCCGGUGCUCACACCACCCAGAGAACCCCGGCCCUUGACCCCGCACCAGCAGGACCUGUUUGCAGACUUUGACUAUAUCGCAGACUGGUGUUAGCCAUGUGUUGGCAUCCCUCCCUCCUCUCUAAACACACACAAGACAGAAAAUGUGAAUCAGACCGUUUGCAAAUGUCCUUUUGUUGUUGUUGUCAGUGUUAUUUUAGAAUUACCAGAUCCCCUUUUCCGUAUUAACAUGAUGAAGAAAUUAACAUAACAUAACAAUGGAGUAUUGUAUUACCAACAUGUUCGGGAUAAUUAUUCAAUUUCAUCAGGGCCUAAGCACUGAUCAUGAAAACCAUGCACCGAAUAGUUUAGUUUUCAACUGUACUGUUGACUUACCGCAGCUCGUGCUCGUGACAUGUGAAGCAUGUGAUCCGGUGCUUCUCUGACACCCCCUAGUGUUGAGGAAGUCAACAGGCCACAUCCACAUUCAACUUGCCCACAGAAUUUCAUCACUUAACGGAGAACGAUGAGCCUUGAUUUCCAUAGUUUUGUAUUUGAAGCAUUUACAGUGCGACUGGUUAAAAGUCUGUCAGCUGUCAAUGUUAAUUGUGUGGAAGUGUUUAAAAAAGCCAUAGACCGGUGAUAAUUUGUACCUCGUCCAGUGAAUGUAUAGUUUGCCACUAUUGCCAAAACAUCUAGCCAUUUUUAUGUAAUGGAGUCUUUACUCUUCCCUACAGUACAAUAUUAAUGCAUCAUGAUCCUAGUUUCAACGAAUCUCAAAUAUGAACUACCAGUUACAACUCUGCCAAUAUAUAUAUAUGACAGUUUAUAAAAGGACUUUGGUAUAUGUCAGUGUUUUAAAACAGGAAAUGCAUUUACUUCCAAUCAGGAAGUUAUUUUUCUAUCAUUUUUUAAGGAUAUGGUCAGGUUAUGUUUUUGAUACCAGACUUUAAGCUGUCAGUGGAUUUACACUUCCGUUCAAAAGUUUGGGGUCAGUACGAUUUGUUUGAAAAAAAAAGGGCUGAAAAUUCAGCAAUGACGUCACAGAAAUAAAUCAUAUUCAAGUAGUAACCAGUAAUUUAAAAUGUUUAUAUUUCAGUGUUGCUGUUUUUGUCGUAUUUUUGUUCAGAUGAAUGCAGCCUUGGUGAGACUGAGAGAUUUCUUUCAAAAACGUUGCAAAAUGUUACCAACCUCAGACUUUUGAACAGUAGUGUGUAUGUGUGACAGGCAAUCACAUUACCUCAUUAUUCCCUACUGAACUUCCUCCAUUUCAUGUUUUUCCAUAUGUGGUCAUGAGACAUGACAGACUGGAAUCUUUGCUAGACACCAAAUAUCAAAAUGUAUAUACUAAUAACUGGUCUAGAUGUUCAAAACUAGGCCUGAAGCUUCAUAUGUGUAAUAAGCAAGUGGAGGGGUAGAUGCUAGUUUGAGGUCUGGUGCAUUAUACAGGCUACACUACAUAACAUCAAGCUGGAAGCACUAAUUUUUGACAAAAAUGUCCAUGUUUUAUAUAAAUUGUUGGAAAACAAAGGAUUGUACAAAGGCUUUCUACUCAUAUGUCUGAGCAUGAUGCAGAAGAAAAGUUUCAAAGGUACAGUUGUGAAGUUUGACUUGACAAUGGUGUAAAUACCAGGGUUUCGCUAAAACUGUCAGCCAUCAUUAAAUGUUUAUUAUGUAA
This is a messenger RNA of Carassius auratus (goldfish), 4823 nucleotides long. Its product is annotated as serine/threonine-protein kinase N2-like. Bases 345 to 3260 code for a protein of 971 amino acids. Gene Ontology annotation, molecular function: ATP binding; small GTPase binding; protein serine/threonine kinase activity. The transcript is spliced from 22 exons. Gene Ontology annotation, biological process: signal transduction; protein phosphorylation. NCBI's taxonomy places the organism in Eukaryota, Metazoa, Chordata, Actinopteri, Cypriniformes, Cyprinidae. The record is from RefSeq and is a predicted model, not a curated record.